Molecule: messenger RNA, 4751 nt
Organism: Aspergillus aculeatus ATCC 16872
Lineage: Eukaryota; Fungi; Ascomycota; Eurotiomycetes; Eurotiales; Aspergillaceae
Exons: 3
Coding region: 115-4674 (1519 amino acids)
Biological process (GO): transmembrane transport
Cellular component (GO): membrane
Molecular function (GO): ATP binding; ATP hydrolysis activity; ABC-type transporter activity
Source: RefSeq, a predicted model, not a curated record
CUCCUUUCCCCAUUUCCGUCACUUCCAAGUUCCACCGGCUCCGUACGGACCUUUCCCCCAUUUUUUCUCAACCAACACAUCUACAACUCAACCCAAGGUUUGGGUUUGUUCCGGAUGGAAUCUUUCACUUGUACCGACGACAUUUCUUUUGGUCCUGCAGUCAAGGGCUGUCGUGGGGACUUCGACUUCACGCUCAAAUUUGAAACUAUCAUUCUCUCAAUCCUCCCAUCAGCAACGUUUGUUGUUCUCUCAAUCCCUCGGGGUAUUUGGCUGGCUCGUAAAUCAACUGUCAAGGGCAAUGUAAUCUUCCAGUCGAUCAAACUUACAGCAGCAGUCAUUUUCCUGAUACUGCGACUGGUGCUUCUAGCCCUGGCAAUUAUCGAGCCAUUUGAGUUGCCUGCAUUGUUCAUCACGGCCAACUCACUGGGCCUCGUCACGGCAGUUGGAGUUUCCAUCCUAACGUAUCUCGAGCAUUCUCGCUCGCUACGACCAUCAAUUAUCCUCAGCGCGUUUCUCUCGCUAACUAUUCUUUUUGACAUUGCCCAAGUUCGAUCCCUCUGGCUCCUGGCUCACACGAACUUCCAAUUUGUCUAUGUGCGACUUUUCGCUACAGUGAUUGUCUGGAAGGCAUUUCUCUUUUUGCUGGAGUCACUGCACCACCAGAGAUGGUCCAAGUGCGACCACAAGACCCACAGUCCAGAAGAAAUCUCUGGCCUGUAUGGACUAGGCACCUUUUUAUGGCUCGUCCCCCUUGUUCUGUCAGGCUACAAGAAAGUCCUGGAAUUGUCUGAUCUUUACCUGCUGGAUCGAAGCGUGUCAAUCGAAGCCCUGCAGAAAAGCUUUGCCAAGCAUACUCAGCGCGCCGUUUCCAACGGAGACCAACAAGGCUUGGCUAAAGCAGUUGCUCGCACGUUAGCAAUCCCUUUCCUACUGCCCGUCGUUCCUCGCCUCGCGCUACUCGGCUUUACACUUUGCCAAUCCUUUCUCAUCGAGACGAUCCUCAAGUGGCUCGCUAAGUCAAAAACUGCCCUGACAGUCAAGGAGGGAUGUGCGCUCAUCGGAGCGACAGUAUUAGUGUACGUGGGAGUGCCAAUCCUCACAGCGCUCUAUUGGUAUCUCCAUGAACGGGCCUUAUUCAUGAUCCGGCCAUGCCUAGUAUCGGCAAUCUACAAAAAGACCACCCAGCAACCAAUCCCCGCUGGGGAUGACAAGGCAGCUGUCACGUUGAUGAGCACCGAUGUCGAAAGGGUCAUGAUGGGUCUUAUGCAGCUGCACGAAUUCUGGGCCAACCCCCUCCAGGUGGCGAUAGUGAGCUGGCUUCUUCAGCGUCAGAUCGGCACCGCCUUUGUGGCGCCGCUCAUUGUUGUCAUCCUCGGCGCCAUUAUGUCAACGGUCGUGAUGCGGUUCGUUGGUCCUAAGCAGAUAGCUUGGAUGCAAGCAAUCCAGAAGCGGGUCGGGCAUACCUCAACCGUGAUUGCUACCAUGAAACCCUUGAGAAUUUCUGGACUUACCCAGCCAGUGGAAGAUUCCAUUCGGGGAUUGCGGCGGGACGAACUGCACGCUGGAGGAAGGUUCCGAACCUUUCUUGUGGCCGCAGUGGGGAUCGGAUUCAUGCCGGUGCUUCUUAGCCCUAUCUUUGCCUUUGCGUUUAGCUUGGGCAAUUUGAACACCACCACCAUUUUCACCUCCCUCGCCUAUCUUCAGCUUCUUUGUGGGCCAUUCUCCACCCUCUUCCAAGUCGCUCCCCAGCUGCUUGCGGCCUUUACAUCUCUGUCAAGAAUCCAGAUAUUUCUCGAGGGAGAGUCGAGACACGACUAUCGCCGUCCCCUCAUGUCCGAUGAGCCCUGGAAAGAAAAGGCUGCAGGGGAGAAGUUGCCCCCAGUGGUAAAUAUCACGGCUGGGGGCUUCGGCUGGCAAUCAAACGUGCUCACCUUGAAGAACAUCCAUGUUUCGUUCUCCGCAGGAUUGAAUAUGAUUUAUGGUUCAGUUGCCUGCGGAAAGACCACACUGUGUAAAGCGCUGUUAGGAGAGAUUCCGUUCACGGAAGGUGAGAUCUCCCUACGGACUAGGUUCCGCCAAAUUGGAUACUGUGAACAAGUUCCCUUUCUUCCCAAUGCGAGUAUUCGCGAUGCCAUUCAAGGGUACUCUACAUUUGAUGCUGAAAGGUAUACGAGCGUGAUCGAGGCCACAAUGCUUUCUCGCGAUCUGCAGCUGCUCCCUCAGGGUGACCAGACCCAGAUUGGCAGUGAUGGGAUCGCACUCAGUGGCGGCCAGAAACGGCGAAUCGCGCUUGCCAGAGCAUUAUACCUUCAGUGUGACCUGUUGAUCCUGGACGAUGUUCUCAGCGGACUGGACGCGACAACCGAGGAGCACAUUCUUCACGCGGUCUUCGGUCCUUCAGGGAUCCUGAGGGCCAGAGGGGCGGUCGCGAUCUUCUGCACCAGUGCCCUUCGGCAUCUUUCUGCAGCGGACUAUAUCGUUUCAUUGGGAGAGAAUGGGAAAAUCGUCGAGAAGGGGCCACCCGGCGAUCUCCGCACCCUCACUUUGCAAACGGCCGCCGCGAGCGAAAGAGGAACGAUUUCUCGUCCUUCCUCUCCACCAUCCGCACCGACAAACCAAUCUCCCACAGCACAUGGUUACAAAGCAGUCAGUCCAAAGAUCAAGAGCGGGAAAUCGAGCCGAGCCAUUGGAGAUGCUGCCGUCUUCUUGUACUACUGCCGCAGCAUUGGCCCUUGGCUGCUCAUCAGCUUCGCCACAUUCGGCGUUCUGUGCGGGUUUCUCUACAACUUUCCCACGAUCUGGAUCGGCUACUGGAGUACUGAUACCUUCGGCCAAUCAAAGUCCUUUUACCUCGGAAUCUAUGCUUGUCUCCAGGGUCUGGCCCUAGCCACCAUUGUCAGCGAGGCCGCCAUCGGCAUGCUGGCCAUAAUCCGUACCUCGGGAUCGCGCUUGCACGACGCAUUGCUGCGGACAGUCAUUGCCGCUCCCUGGUCCACCCUAUCCCAGACCGACACAGGGGUCCUCACUAACCUGUUCUCGCAGGAUAUGACCUUGAUUGACGGAGAGUUAGCUCAGGCGCUGAUUAAUACUUCCCUGCAGGUUUGGAUUGCCAUCGGUGGGGCCGCGGUGAUCGUCGCCGGCUCAUCGCCUUACACCCUGAUCGCCUACCCCUUCGUGCUGGCCAUCAUAUACGCAAUCCAGCGUUUCUACUUGCGCACCUCCCGUCAGCUCCGCCUGCUGGAUCUCGAGGCCAAGAGCCCUCUGUACAGCCACCACCUCAAUACGAUCAAGGGAGCUGCCACGCUCCGCGCAUUCGGUUGGGUCAACGAAUCAAUCAGCGUGAACAAUGCGCUGCUCGACACAUCCCAGCGCCCCGCGUACUUGCUAAGCAUGAUCCAGCGAUGGUUGUCCUUUGUUCUCGACAUGGUAGUGGCUGUUCUGGCUGUGCUAGUCGUAGCACUGACCACCCAGCUUCGCGACACAAGUGCCGGCUUCACCGGAGCCAGCCUGGUCGCCCUGAUGAGCUUUGGCAAGACGCUGGCCGGCUUAGUACGCAUGUACACAGCCCUCGAGACUUCCAUUGGUGCUGUAGCCCGGAUCAAAGCAUUCUGCGACAGCGGGGCUGGCGGUGCCGGGCUUGAGGAGAAUCGGCUGGAGGAUGACAGCAGUAAGGACGGCGGCAAUACAACCCGACUACCUGCCUCAUGGCCUGAUAAAGGCAGGAUUACAUUCCAGCAUGUUUCUGCUUCGUACAGCAACGACGCCACUCCCGCCUCAGGCACCCUCGCCAUCAGAGAAGUCUCAUUCACAAUUGAACCCGGACAAAAGGUCGCGAUUUGCGGGAGAACCGGAAGCGGAAAAUCGACAAUCCUUCUUCUCCUCCUCCGCCUCUUGGACCCAAUCCGCUCACCACGGACCACAACAACCACCACCAACACAAACGAAGACACAGCCCUAACAAUCGACAACAUACCGCUGCCCUCAAUUGACCACGCAACCCUCCGCCAUCGUCUCAUCGCCGUCCCGCAAGACGCCAUCUUCUUGCCCGACGGCACCGCCUCCUUCCGCACGAACCUCCUCGCUCCAUUUCCCGACAAGACCACUGAUCCCGCAGAGUGCCAGACCAUCCUAGAGCGCACGGGUCUCUGGGACGUGGUCACAGAGCGGGGAGGCCUCGAUGCCUCCUUCACAGCCGACGCGCUGAGCCACGGCCAGAAGCAGCUGUGGAGUCUGGCGCGCGCGGUGCUGCGGCGGCGGGUGCGCGCGAGGAGGUCGGAGGAGAAGCGAUGCGCUACAAUGCCUUCUGGUGCUGGCCUUUCUUCUGGAAAAGUAGCGGCAAAGACCCCUGCCGUCUCGGUGGAUGAUCGGGAUCGCCUCCCUUUUAUGCAUCAAGAUAUAAUAAGCAAUGCCAGCGGGGGGAUCUUGCUGCUUGACGAGAUCGACAGCGGCGUGGACGCGGCGACGCAGCGAGUGAUGCACGACCUCAUCUGGAGUGAAUUCGCGGGGUACACGGUGGUGAUGGUGGGGCAUCGGCUGGAGUUCGUGGGGGAGUUUGACAGGGUUCUGGUCAUGGAUGCGGGCCGGCUGGUGGAGGAUGGGUCGCCACGGGAGUUGAUUGCUCGGCCGCAGGGCUGGUUUAGGGAUUUGUGGAUGGUUGGGAGGGCAGAGGCUUGAUAGAGGGUCUUGGGGUUUGUCUGCAUGAAGCAGGGCUGGUCGUCUGUAUACUCACUGGGAAAGCAGCGUUCUGGGGG